Molecule: messenger RNA, 985 nt
Organism: Camelina sativa (false flax)
Lineage: Eukaryota; Viridiplantae; Streptophyta; Magnoliopsida; Brassicales; Brassicaceae
Product: protein NOI4
Cellular component (GO): plasma membrane
Source: RefSeq, a predicted model, not a curated record
CUUGUUUCCCUAUUUUCGUUUUUAUUUCUUUUUGAAUCGAUGUUUGUUUGAUUUUUUUGUCAAAUCCUCCUUUAAUCUGAUUCUGCAAGAAAAGGAUGGACUGUUGGAUAAAUUCCCUUAAAGAUGCAAGAAAAGAAGCUUUACUUCUCCACCAAAUAAAAGUUUCAAUCUUUUUUUCUUGUUAGGGUUUCCUCUCUCUUUUCUUUGGGAUAUUUCAAUUGAAGGAGAGAUAUGAAAAAAGAUGAUAGAUUUCAGUCAGAGACAACGAUUCUUCGGGUAUCCGGGUCAGCCCGAAAGCCGAUAAUCUCACCCGACUCACCGGAACCAUCCCUGGUCCUAUAGGUACUCCUUACGAAGGCGGCGAGGAGUCUGGGGUUAAGGUUAUGGACGCAGCGUUAUCUCUAAUGUGCUUCAAAGCACCUCAGCCACAAUAUUUCUCCAUUUUUCUUGGGAUAAAUCUUUCUCCUUUCUGCAGACGUCAUGUCGGACAAAGGUCGUCCCUUGCCGAAAUUUGGUGAAUGGGAUGUGAAUGAUCCAGCCUCAGCAGAAGGUUUCACAGUGAUAUUCAACAAAGCUAGGGAUGAGAAAAAGACUGGUGGCAAACCCGGGUCACCUGGUAAAUCCAGUGAGGGUCAUGUUAAGUCUGGAGGAGGAGAUCCUCAGGUAUUUGAUUCGGCGCCUUUUCAUCUUCAAGGAAUUGUAAAGUACUUAGGUAUCGAAACGAGGAAACGUUACAGUUUGGUAGCUCCUAUCUACCUCGCUGCUCUGAAGAUUUGAUCCAAGUCUCUAAGGAUAUUAUUGAUAAAUUGGGAGGAUCAAACGGAAGAUUGGCUACAGAAUUGUUCCAAGCUGUUGUAAGAUCGGCAGCUUCAACAUCAUGCAGCGCGUAUAGAAAGUUAGAGGAUGGAAGAAAUAGGGCUGUCUCAAAGCUUCUUGCUUUCUUACCGAGAGAAUCAUCUGUAGACAACCACGAGAUACCUCUGAG